AUGGAAAGAUCGCCAUUAUCAGGUGUAUUUUUCUGGAAAAAUAUAAUCGAAAAAUAUGACAGACCAAAUAUAGAAAUAACUAUACUUUUAGAACAAUGGAAAUGGAUACAACAUACAAACACUAAAGUACAAACAAUGUUCUAUGACACAAUCGUAAUAUAUUACGAACCUACAAUAGAACAAACAUGGAAAAGAAUACAACAAAGAAAUCGAAAUGAAGAAAAAUCUAUGACUAUCAAAUAUGUAUCACAAAUACAACAACAAAUAUUAUAUGACAACAACACCAUGAAAAAGUAUCUAUCACAAAGUACAACUGAAACAGAAACAGACACAACAGACGAUGAAACAAAUUUGAAAGAAACAAACUCAAGGAAACAAUGGACUACAACUACCACCGCAAUUAGGCAGAAUCCUCAAUUAAACAUUGAAAAAAUAACUAUAGAUUUAGCAAACGAAUUACAUGAACCAAUAUACCAAAAUGCCACAGAAAUGCAAGACCAGUUAGGAUUGAUAUAUUCACCUAACCAAACCAUCACACAAAAAAUGGAACAAAUAAAGAAAGCGUUAGAAACAAAAGAACAAAACCAACAAAACAUAAUAAAUGAAUAUCAAAACCAACAUGACUAUCGAAAUGACCACAUAAGACAACCAAUAAUUAGAGACUGGAAUGCACAGCGAUGGAGAACAAAAGAAACAAUGUAUAACUAUCUCACUUAUCCAGAAGAAGCAGUAAUCGAAGACACUAAAAUUAAAUUACAUGAACAAGAAAACAACGACCUAAUUGAAAUAACAGAUGAAUAG
Molecule: messenger RNA, 801 nt
Organism: Ambispora gerdemannii
Lineage: Eukaryota; Fungi; Glomeromycota; Glomeromycetes; Archaeosporales; Ambisporaceae
Source: the annotation of a GenBank genome assembly